AUGUCGAAGUAUAUUGGUAAAACAGCACUUGGAUUUGCUAGAACUUGGCACCAUAUUGAUGUUGCCCGAGAUCCCCGCCCGCUCGGUCGUUUAGCCACUGCUAUUGCAACCGCGUUGAUAGGCAAACACAAACCUGUUUAUUAUCCUGGCUCGGACUGCGGAGACUACGUUGUGGCGACAAACUGUCAGUUUAUUUAUGCUACUGGUAAAAAGGACCAAUUUAAGCUGUACCGGCGGCAUAGCGGCCGGCCUGGUAAUCUUCACGAAACGACGCUGGCUGAUCUGAAAAACCGCAAAGGUGGCGGUGAAGUUCUUCGCAGAGCCGUUUCUGGUAUGCUUCCCAAGAACCAGCUUCGCCAGCGUCGUCUUGAGCGGUUACGGACGGUGGAAGAUGGCAACAAUCCCUGGGCACAGAACAUCACCGCUUUCCACGACGAGGCGGUUAAGAGCGAGUCCCAAACAGCUUGA
Molecule: messenger RNA, 468 nt
Organism: Wickerhamiella sorbophila
Lineage: Eukaryota; Fungi; Ascomycota; Dipodascomycetes; Dipodascales; Trichomonascaceae
Product: 54S ribosomal protein L23, mitochondrial
Exons: 1
Coding region: 1-468 (155 amino acids)
Biological process (GO): translation; negative regulation of translation
Cellular component (GO): mitochondrial large ribosomal subunit; ribosome
Molecular function (GO): mRNA binding; structural constituent of ribosome
Source: RefSeq, a predicted model, not a curated record